Molecule: messenger RNA, 1607 nt
Organism: Impatiens glandulifera
Lineage: Eukaryota; Viridiplantae; Streptophyta; Magnoliopsida; Ericales; Balsaminaceae
Product: rop guanine nucleotide exchange factor 3-like
Exons: 7
Coding region: 83-1402 (439 amino acids)
Molecular function (GO): guanyl-nucleotide exchange factor activity
Source: RefSeq, a predicted model, not a curated record
CUGUUUUUUCAGUUAAUUCCAUGUAAACCCCAUCAAUUCAAGUUUAUAUGAACUGGGUUAUCAUCAUUCUUCAUCUUCAUCAAUGGACUUUACAGAUCUUUCUUCAUCAUCAUCUUCAUCAUCCUCAUCCGCCAUUACAACCCAUUCAAUAAGCUCUGAUUCCUUCACAUACCCAACUGACGAAUCAGGAAGCUUCGCCGGCACGCCGGCGAAGUCUCCCAAACGAACUCUUCUUAGCAGAUUGGGCAUGACCCAUGAUCACAAGAUUGAAGAUCAUGAUGAUGAUCAAGACAUGGAAAUUGAUUUGAUGAAGGAAAGAUUCUCGAAGCUUCUAUUGGGAGAAGAUAUGUCUGGAAGUGGUAAAGGUGUUACUAUUGCUGUGGCAAUCUCUAAUUCAAUCACUAAUCUAUAUGUUUCUGUAUUUGGGCAACAUCAGAAGCUUGAACCUCUUCAUCCGGAGAAGAAGAUGAUUUGGAAAAGAGAGAUGAAUUGUUUUCUCUCCGUUUGCGAUUAUAUCGUCGAAUUCUACCCGAUUAAACAAACUAGACGCGAUGGAAGUUUCUUCGAGGUUAAAGGAAGCAGGCCAAGAUCUGAUAUUCAAAUCAACCUUCCAGCAUUACGAAAGCUUAAUUCAAUGCUUUUGGAUAUUUUAGAGACGUUUGUAGAAACAGAAUUUUGGUACGUAGAUGAAGGGAGCACAACGACAACUCUGUCUGGUUCAUUUAGAAAAUUGACUCAAAGAAACGACAAUAAGUGGUGGUUGCCGGUGCCAUGCGUUCCUUCCGGCGGCUUGUCGGAGAAAUCGAAAAAACAUUUAAGAUUUAAACGCGAUUCUGCAAACCAGAUACAUAAAGCAGCUAUGGCUAUUAAUAAUACUGUUCUUUCAGAGAUGGAGAUUCCGGCUACUUAUAUUUCUUCACUUCCUAAGAGUGGAAAAACAAGUGCUGGAGAAAUAAUAUAUCGUUUUAUCAGUUCCACGGAUAAGUUCUCUCCUGAUCAUCUCCUCAACAACUUAAACAUAACUUCGGAGCACGAAGCCCUAGAAAUAGCAGACCGAGUGGAGGCAUCAAUGUACGUUUGGCGUCGAAAAUCGAACAUCAACCAUCCGAAAUCUUCAUGGGACUUUCUAAUGAAAGACCUCAUAAUAUCAGACACCGAACGAAGCGACAAGAACCACAUGAUGAGCGAAAGAGCUUUAAGUUUCCUAUUUUGCCUCAAACAAAGGUACCCCGAGCUCUCUCAAACGAGUCUAGACGCUUGCAAGAUCCAAUUCAAUAGAGAUAUUGGGCAGGCAAUUUUGGAAAGUUACUCAAGGGUAUUAGAGGGAUUGGCUUUUAACAUUGUUGCUUGGAUUGAUGACGUGUUAUUUGUGGACAAAAAAAUUGUGGAGACAAGAAAAUAAACUAAUUGACCCCUAAACAAUAUUUCCAUGAACAUAUUGACCCCUAAGAUUAUAUCUUCUCUACUUUUUGUUUCAAUAUUUUGUUGACAAGUUUGAAAGUGUAGAUCCUUAUCUUAGUUCUUAUUCAAGUUGAGAUAUCAACUUAUCAAUUUGUUUAAUUUCGUCCUUAACUUAAAAUCAAUAAUAUUGAUAUAUGAAGUUAAUA